GUUGAACGUUGCGGUAAUCCGGUUCAGACAUGACAAGUGCGGCCGAUUGAAGCUGAGCCCAACUCCCGGUGCUCCGUUAAACCUGACCCCCCCCGCACCGUCCCACCGCCGAGCCGGACCCGUGUGCCCCCUGCCAUGGUGGACUGAGAGCUGCGAGGCCGAGAACCGUGACCGUCGGAGGGGAAGUGGAGCUCCUUUGUGAGCGAGUUUGCUCCUUGGGUUGGCAGUGAUGUUGUGCACGGGGCUGCCGGAGCAGCAGCAGCAGCGAGGAGACUGACGCGUCCCCACCGUAGGCCGCCGGGACGAGCACUUUCCCCCGAAUGAGCCCGAGGGGUAAAGACGACCGAAUGGGAGCCAGGGAAGCCCCCAGAAACUUGUGCUAAUAAGCGGCCACUUGGAUAGAGCGAGAGCCCGCUCCUCCACACUGCCUCACCGAUUCCUGCCGAGAGGGAGACCCACAGCUUUCACGGUGGAAACUAGAAGGAGAGCGAAGAUGAAUGCUGUGCGGGGGGGCACAGUCACCUGGCGUCCCCAGCCGUGGCAGGACGGGGACGGGGGAGGAGGGGAGCCUCUGUCCGACAGCGACUCAGAGGAGGAGGACUUCCCCGAUGACAGCACCACCCCGCUGGGCGACUACAUCACACAUGGACUGAAGCAGCUCCUGGAUGCUCAGCAGCUGUGUGAUGUUACUCUGCUUGUUGAGGGGAAGAAGUUCAUGUGUCACAGAGUCCUCUUAGCAGCCGUGAGCCCCUACUUCAGGGCCAUGUUCACCAGUCCCCUGGUGGAGUCUCGCCUAACAGAGAUCCGUCUGGAGGAAGUGACGCCGUCUGUCAUGGAGACCGUCAUCCAGUUUGUGUACACUGGCGAGGCGGGGCUCUCUCUGGACACAGCUGAGGAUCUGUUUGUGGCCGCCAACCGGCUGCAGGUCAUGCCUCUUCAGGACCUGUGCUCCAGGUUUCUAUUUGAGCACCUCUCAGUAGAUAACUGUCUGGGUAUGUACUCUCUGGCUCGCUCUCAUCACGACCAGCUGCUGCUGCGUGCCUCCCUGCGGCUGGUAGCCCAGCACUUUCCCCGGGUGGCCCGGCAGAAAGACUUCCUGCUACUUGACCACGGCACCUUAGGCAGCCUACUGAGCUCAGACCGUUUGGGAGUGGACUCAGAGGCCGAGGUCUACGAUGCGGCGCGCCGCUGGGCAGAGCACCAGCCCUUGGACAGGUAUGCCCACAUGCCUGCCCUGCUUCACCACCUGCGGCCUGGGCUGCUUUCCCAGGAAGAGAGCCGAAGACUGAGCCAGGAGUUGGGGCCUGCCGCAGCUGGUGAAGGCCUCGGGGGGCCUCUGAGACCGAGGGAGGGAAUGUUUGAAAAGAAGAUUGUCUGUGUGGACCUGACGCCUCGGGAGGACGAGAAUUUAGCUGCGAGAGACUACACAGUGGACUGCUUUGAUCCUCGGACAGGAAAGUGGGAAAAAUUAGCAGCGCUGGGAUCUCUUGUCAGUCCUGGCUGCACUGCUGUAGGUGACAGGCUGUUUGUAGCUGGUGGGAUCCUGCGGACAGGUUCUGUGUCUGCAGCAGUGCAUGAAUAUGAUGCAGUGUUGGACCACUGGAUCGAGCGGCCUUCGAUGGUCCAGCCCAGGGCCAUGCUCGGUCUGCUGGGCUGUGGAGAGUCACUCUAUGCCUUAGGUGGCAGUAACCGCUCGGCCCUGCUAGACUCCAGCGAGACCCUGGAGCUGUCAACACUACAGUGGGCUCCGGGGCCCCGGCUACCGCUCCCGCUGCGUGCCUUUGCCUGCGCAGCUUUACGUGGACGACUGUACCUUCUGGGUGGAACCACACUCGAACAGAACCGAGCUGUGGUCCACUCUGGCGUGCUCAUUUAUCACACCCUAACCGACUGCUGGACACGUGUGGCACUGGACUCUGGAGCCACCUGCCUUGCUGGAGGAGUAGCCGUGCGAGGAGGGGUCUGUGCUAUUGGGGGAUACAUGAGGGAUACCACAAAGUUCCUUGAUGGAAACUACACUAACUUGGAGACUUUAGACGCCACUGGGCGUGUUCUGUUUUUCAGAGAGGGCAGGGGGUCUGGUGUAGAGAGGGAGGUGACAGGGGGAGGGGUGAUGGUGACUGCAGAGCAGCGCGGGGCUGCAGGCGGUGGAAGCGACCGAGCCCCAAGCCCAGUGGUAUUUCCCGGGCUCCCUCGGCGGAUAGCAGCCGGGGGUGUGGCCAGGUGGAAAAGGAGGAUUUAUGUGCUGGGUGGGGAAAACGGCUCACGGUUCUAUGACAGUGUGUACUGCUGGAAGCCUGGUUGGCGCAGCUGGGUCCAGAGACGUGAAAAGCUUCCUGGGGAUACUGGAGGAGUGAGCCAGUUUGGGUGCACCACUCUAAAAUUCCCUAAGAAACACAUCCUGUCCAGACUGAGACUAGCCAAAGAAAACUGCAAGAAGGCUGCUGACUAGCUUGACUGGGCCCAUUCUGACUGAAGUGGAGGCAGCCAUUCAUGCGACACACAGAUGAGGUUCAGGCUGAGUUCUGAAUGAGCUCCUCCUUGACCCCAUGAAAUGUUGAGAUAAGUCAUGAGGAAGAGACCAUUUUAUACAGUUGGCAUGCAGCCACAGAGCUGGGUAUAAAUGGAGUGGAUGCAGACAGAUCUUGUGAAAUUUAAUAUGGAUCGUCAAAUGUACAGGCAGACAGCAAGUGGAGCCAGAAACAGGUUUUAAAGAACAGACAACAAGCACCUGAAUGUAACGUAAACCACUCGCUGUCAGAACAGUCAAGUCCUCUGAGAGAGAAUAGGGCCUUUUUUAAAUGUAUUCUCACAUUUUUAUGUUUUUUGUUGGAGAAUCCUUUCAAUGCUGUUUUUUUUAUUCAGCUGUUCAGACACAGACAAGGAUACCUGCACAUUUCAGACAAGGCUACGUUUCACUGAUUCUAAUCUUAAAGUAAAAAAUGUAGUGCCCUAAACAAAAACCUAGGCACCCUCCAUUCUGCUUGUUUGAAGCUCAUUUGGGCUGAACUUGGUAGAAAUGGAACCGGGGCUGCCCUGAACAUCAUGUUGCAAAGCACUGAUAGAAGCAGCUUCAGUGUACGAACUAAAGACGUCUUAAAUCUUUUUUCACCUGUCACAGCCUCUUUUCCUCUUCUUCUGAACUGCUCAACUGUCACUGCUGUCUCCUAUGUUUUCUCCCUGAAUCAUUUCCCCUCCCUUAUAAUUCUUCAUAAACUUUAAUAAUUUUUUUUUACUACAAUCAAGGGCUACACAAAAAGUUCACUUGAGGAAACGCAUCACAUGAAACACAUUAUUACGCUAACAUGUUUUGUUUUCACCUUGCGAAUUAACACAUCAUCAGGUUUAAUAUGGCAUUGCCAAAAUUGAAGCCACCAUAAACUAUGAAUCACUGAUUAACAUAACACAUUUAUCUCUGAAUCUAAUAACCAGGGAAUAGGGGGACUUCCUGUCCUGUCUGUCUUUGGCUCACAUUUCAAACCCCCCUUUAGACAAGACUGAGCUGCUUCUCAUCUCAGGAAAAGUCUGUCCAUGUCUUAGUAUCUCAGCACAAGACAUCAGUCUAAUCCUUUAUAAGCAGAAAGCCUCAGUGCUUGGUACAAGUUGUACUUCUCAUAGGCUCAGUCUAACCCCUGAAUGCUCAGCACAGGUCCAACACCGGUUUUAAUUUGACUGAAACAAUCCUGUUAGUUUAUUGUUGACUUGUCAAGUCUAAAGAAGUGAAACGGCCUUUGUGAGAAAUGUGCAGAUAUGGUUGGAUGAUAGGGGGAAAAAAAUCACAGGAUAAAAGGAACACCGUCUUCCACCAUCAACAUAAUAAUGUAAAGAUGGAGAACCAUGUGUGGAUGUGAGCUUGAUGGCAAUGCAAAGUUGUGAAAAAAUGUUGACACACGAGAAAGAAAUCAUGGUAGCUGUAUUUUUUGUUUUGACGGCAAAUGAGGGCACAUUCACAGUAUUUAACAAUUCCACUGGACAUUGGAAACUAUGUGGGAGUUUGUCAUGAGGCCAUCUGUCAAAAUGACGGGUGAUGUUUGUGUCUGAACUAUCGCUCUGUCCAGCGUCUUUCUGAAACAUGACACCAUGUGACCGCCAGUCAAAUCCAACUGACCUGUUCCUUCCAGCUGCUCCAGCCAUAGGACUUGUGAAUGCGUUUGGCACAGAGGUUAUGACUCAUCUGAACACACUAUCAUUUGCACAUUAUUUAUUGAAAUGUAUUAUAAAGUUUUUUUAGUUUUAUUUUGUUGUUACUUUUUUAAUGGGGACUUUAGCUCUGACUGCAGUGUAAAGGCUCCGUUGUGCUGUACGAUGGCUCUGUACAAUGUGUUUAGAUAAACCUGUCACACAGGAGCACAUGUGUGUAGAUCUCAAAUCCACUUAAAAGGACUUCAUCAUUGGGCCACAUACUAGUUUCAGACGUAACUUUAGAUUAGAGACCAUUGGUACAGUAAAGAUACGCUUAUUUAUUUCAAGUUUACUAAAGCAUUAAAUCACUGGUAGCCUGAAAUAGGUGAAAAUCAAUGAUUUAGUUUUUUUUUUUUUUUAAAAAAGCUAAAUUUAUGUAAUAGAUUAAAAUUAGACUGAUCACAUUUGUCUCAUAACUCUGCUUCUAACUGCUUUCCACUCGGUUAUCAACCAACCAACCGGACACUACAUUUUAAGUUUCAGUCAAACCAUCCUCCCAUUUAAAAUCUCCAGCCACAGAAGUUAUUUCCAGUGAGCUUUAAAACAUUGUGACCUAGGCUGGAUCUCAUUUUAAGUGUGAUUUCAUACACACUACAUGAUACAUGACAUACUCAAGUUAAUUCCAUUAUGUGUAUUUAAUACAUCAUACACUAUUCCAGGACAUCGUUUUUCUCACCCAACCCAUGCUCUUGAACAGAGACAACGAUUUAUUUACUAUUUCCAUGAAUAGAAAGAGGGACUGUGAGGGAAUUUGUUUGCUUUGUGAUUUUAUGUAUCUCCACACAGCAAAUUGGAAACACUAGUUCUAUGAUGUGAAUUUUGCUCCUUUCACAAAAAGUCCAUAUUUUUGUAUCAGCCCCAGCUAAGGCCAGACUAGAUGGACCAUGGGAAGACUGUGUGCUUGUGUAACUCUUUACAAAACCAGUUCAGACCAUAUACAUGUGUAAAUUGUACAAUAAAUGUUCUGGGAAUGGAGAGAGAAUUAAAACCCGAGCAUUAAACUGAUUUUCAGCAAGAAUCGCCACAACUGGGAAAGAAGAUGUUUUGGGCUCAAGACAUUUAACAUUGUAACACUUCAUACCUGAUAAUUUUUUUAUUAAAGAAGUGUUCUCUAGUCAAAGUGAUUUUUUGGUCAUGAAUUGCAACCCUGUCUUUCUAAAUAUCUCUGACACACUGCCUCUUUAAUUACCCAUAACUCUAAUGUUCUGAAUUCUCGCCCAGAAAUGUCUAAACGACUUGAUUUUCUUUUCUUCUUGCUUACAGCUUGUAAGAUGUGUGAAAAGUGACUGUGUCCGCUUGCAUGUUUUCUAUUCCGAGGCCUAAAUCUGUUCGACACGAGCACACCCACGUACUGUGUCCAUUCAGAGAAGUACAUCUGCCCUCAUCUGUACAAUCUAAUGAAGUUUGUGGUCUGAAAGGAAGGUGGCUGUUUUGAUGAAAGCAGUGCUAUGAAACGAUUAAAGGACUAUUUGCUUA
Hippoglossus stenolepis (Pacific halibut) is the source of this 5658-nucleotide messenger RNA. RefSeq lists its product as uncharacterized. The record is from RefSeq and is a predicted model, not a curated record. Gene Ontology annotation, molecular function: protein binding. The transcript is spliced from 5 exons. NCBI's taxonomy places the organism in Eukaryota, Metazoa, Chordata, Actinopteri, Pleuronectiformes, Pleuronectidae. The coding region runs from base 494 to 2452 and encodes 652 amino acids.